AUGGCGUUGGUGCUGUGGUUCCGCAACACCCUGCGCCUGGAGACGUCGGAGCGCCACAUCAUGGAGGUGCGAGGCUCUCGGCACACGCUCAUUCUGCGCAAGGUGCAGAGCAACGACUUCGGCAACUACAGCUGCGUCGCCGACAACAACCUGGGCAAGGCGCGGGAACACCUGCAGCUCUCAGGGGUGCCCAACACGGCGGAGUUCGGCAGCAACCCCCUGGGCCGGUACACCGAGCGCUACAACCUCACGUGGUCCGUGGUGAGCUUCUCGCCCAUCGAGGAGUUCAAGCUC
This is a messenger RNA of Gryllus bimaculatus (two-spotted cricket), 294 nucleotides long. The record is from the annotation of a GenBank genome assembly. NCBI's taxonomy places the organism in Eukaryota, Metazoa, Arthropoda, Insecta, Orthoptera, Gryllidae.